AUGCAGCCUGCAGAGACAGAGCAGAUGGCUACCUCUCAUGUCCCUUCCCUCAUCCUCUCAAGGCCUGCCCUGAAGAGGAGGCUCUGUGGCCUUGUCCACAUGCCUGUGCCCUGCCAGGGCCUGGUGAGGCUGAUCAACAGUAGCUGUGUUUGUGCCAUAUGGCAGCUCGUGGGCGGCGGGGCUCCGGCCUCCUGCCGCACGUCGGCUUGCUCGGAUCCCGCGGCGCGCACACCUGCCUCCCCUCCACACCGCUGUUGGCUCGCACCUGCCCCUCUCCUCAGGAAUAACGGCCUCUUGUUUCAAACUCCUCUACUGACGCCGCACCCCCGAAACCCCGCCCGGCCGCGCCCGGCCCUGCGGAACCCUGGGUCGCGGCCGCGUUUCCGGGGGAGGGAAGUAGGCGUCGGACCCCGCGUCUCACGGCGGCUCCGGCGGCGGAAGCGGCGCAUGGAGGCCCCGGCCCUGGGUGCCCGCGCGCCGCCCGGUUCCCGGCCCCCCGGCCCCGUGCCCGGCGCCCCGAGUCCUUCCACGGUAACGCCCCGUCCGGCCCGUCCCUUUGAUGACGCCGUCUCCCGGGUGCACCCCGUAGGCGGUGAAGGCGACGCAGCCUCGAAGAAGCAGCGGAAGAAGAAGAAACCCCGGAACGGGGCCUCUGUGGCGGGUGGCGGCGGGAAGUCCUCAGAAAAGGCCGCCCCAGCGGAGCCCCCGCUGAGUGCUGAGGCCCAGGCGGAGCAGCUGGCUCAGGAACUGGCCUGGUGUGUGGAGCAGCUGGAGCUCGGUCUCAGGACCCAGAGGCCCAGCCCCAAACAGAAAGAGCAGGCCACUGGGGCAAUCCGGACCCUGCACAGCAAAAGAACCCCCCUGCCCCGGAAGAGGCAGCUGAUGCGUUCCCUGUUCGGGGACUACAGGGCUCAGAUGGAAGCAGAACGUAGGGAGGCGCUGCGUGCUCUCAGGGCCGCAGCCCACUCAGCACAGGUGAAGCCUGUAGAUGAUGCCACCAGAAAGAAGAGCCCAAGGGUCUGCAGGCCCCGCCCAAUAGGGGCAGCCAAGGCCGUCCUGGACACUCCCGAUGAAGAGUUUAGGUUCAAUUUUUUUUAGCCCGCUCUCCCUCAUCCUGGAACAAAGCCCCUCCCUAGGGUGGUGUGGGAGGUUGUCGUAGGUAGAGCCUUUCCAGGAAUGCUCUGUUGGGUCGUUGUGGGUUUGGUCUUUCCUUAGCUGCUCGGUGAAUCUGACGUCAUGGUCACUGGGCAGAAGUAAGACCAGUGUAUGGAGGCACUGACAGACAAGCACAGAUCCCACUUGUAGGUUUUCUAAUGAAAUAUUCCUCCUGCCAGAAGAGAGAGGUAUUUAGAAAAGCUUCUGUAAUUAAAUGAAGUGUUUAGUGUGUUGUCAAAGGAAUAUUCUGUUUGGUCUUUAUAGUUAGAUUAAGUAGGCCUUGAUAACAAGCAUUAGUGAGGAAACUGCAUAAUUGUACCCUGGUGCUUACUUUUGAAAGGAUGCCCUAUCAAACAAUUGUUUGCUUUUUGCCAUUAUGCCACAUUGCCCUAAUAAAUCUCUAAUUUUUAUUGGAAAAAGUAAAAAUAACAAGUGAAAGAGUGCUGACCAUCUGUGUUAGAGACGUACGGGCAAGGUGGGUCUGGCACUGCUGGGUCUAGACUCACAGUGCUUGGAACUUUGUCUCUCAGUUCUGUUCCUGAGUGAGCAUAGUCCUCAGGGGCUUUGUUAUUAGGAGCAAAGAGCUUCUUGCCCCUGCUAGUUCCAGCCGAAGACCUGGAUUAAGUCUCAGCAGUCCAUCUCUGUGAAGGUAGGCCACCCCAGGGGCCAGUCCCUGGCCCUGCUUUUUUGAAUCAGGCUUUCCAGGUGACUUAAUCCUCCUCCAUGGCUUUGAUGACAUCUUUGCUGAUGUCUUCCAAACUUAUAUUCCAGACCAGAAUGAUAUGUGGACCCGGCUGCCUAUUCAACAUCUUUUCUUGAAGGCCUCUUAGCCAUUUCAAACUUGUGUUUAAAGCACCCGAUUAGCCCUCAAGUCUUACCUUUUUUGUUUUUCAGUGAAUGGCACUACUGCUCACCUACAAGAUUAGGUUAAAAACCUAUAUGUCAUCCUCGGUUUUUCUGUCUCCCAUACCAUAUGCCCAAUCCUUGAGCUACUUAUAUCUGCUUGACUUGAGCUACUUGACUUCUGCAUUGGCCUCCUGGCAGUGGUCUUCCUUCCAUCCACUUUUGCCUCCUGUCUGUCCACAGCAGCUGGAGUGGUCCAUGUAAGUCAGAUCGCAUUCCUCCUGACCCAGUGGUCUUGUGGUACCUAGGAUACAGCAUGCAGUCUGGAGUGUGGUAUGUAAGACCUUAUGUAGGGCCUGAAUGUGUUGGCACUUGACCACCUCUCUGUUAGCCUCACUGGCGUCCUCUCUGUGCCUGAAAUCACCAGGCUGAAGUCUGCUUCAAGUGCUUCCUCCUUGCUGUUCCUUUUCUCUGGGUUGCUCUUCCUAGAUGACUGGCUUCUGGAAAAGCACACAAUUCCUACCAAGAAAGUAAGUCUACUCUGCCAUUCACAGAUAAGGCCAGUUGUGAAGUUAAUAGGAAACUGUUCCUCUGGAGGUCGCUGUGCAGAUGGAUGUGUAACCCCUUUCUCCGCAUGGCAUUUUCUUUCUUUUGAGAAAUCCUGUUUAUUAAGAUCAGGCAUUCAAACCCUUGCUGUUAGAAAUCAUCCGUGGGAAGGAAGCAUCUGCACUCACAGACGGAGUUGCCUUGGUUUACAGUAUAGAUGCCAGCUUCCGAAAAGGGGUUCCUGGGGCAUUCGGCAUCUGAACUUUGUGAUUCCCAUUUCACUUUCUAGACCUGGUUCUGACCUUUUUUAUACUCACCCCUGCUUUUCUGUGAGCCCAUCAAACAUUGCUUCAUUCAGAUGUCACCAAAACUCUACCCUCCCCUCAAACCCUGUAGUAAACCCACCCAUUUUGUGAGAUGCCCCAUGUUACUGGUGUGCUGUUUCCUUUGUAGGAAAUGACUGGAGUGUCCCUUAGUGUCUUUUGAACUAGGCUACUCCUAUUCUUUGGGGUUUUUUUGUCACCACAGAGCAACCCCCUCUUCGUUUUGACAAUUUGCCUGUGUCCUCAGGCCCCUUUCUCCCUCUUCACUGCUCUGCUCUGCGGUGGGCUGACGCCUGCAAGCUUGCUGAGAGGCACUGGUAGAAGUUUAAAGAGUCUUUUUGCUUUGGUGGUGUCUCCUUCAUGGUUUCGCUUCCCUCCAGGGCUUUGUUAAAAUCACCUAACCCUUGGUUCUUCCAGCCUAAUGGGCCAGAUCAGGGCUUGGACUGGGACUGGGUUAGAGUGAGGUGCUGGUUAGAAGGUGAGGGUGAAGGGGUUUUGAGAAUGAGGUUUGGGUUACAGUUGGUGUUGGGGGGAGGUUACGGUUAGGGUUGAGGUUAGGGUUUGGGACUUAGGGUUAGGGUAAGGGUUAGCCCACAGCCCUUGCUCCCCUGUUGUGAUCUCUCUGUCAGUGCCUCUAAUCUCAAGCAUGUCCUUAACCUGGUGUUGCUCAACCAAGGGCUUCUGCUCAGUGUCGUCAUCCUCAGGCCCAUUUUCCUUGGGAACUUGUUCAAGAUUCCCCAUCUGAUUUUUUUUAAGAGGUCCAGAGAGACCUGGCUUUCCAGUAUGUUCUUUAAAUCCUGUGACCCCAAGUUAACAAGUGAAUUUUUCAACAACCUUUGAUUUUCUUUUUUAAGCAUUUUGAAUGCAUUGUAUAGCAGAGAUAUUUCUGUUUUCUUGUUUGUUUCACAAGCUGAAAAGUUUCACCUAUCCUUUUCUUUGUUACUUUUGAUAAGUGUACCAACUCUAGGUCCAUCUGUUUUCCAUGAACCUGCCAUCUUUUGCUCUCUGAACAAGAGAAGUCAUAUGCCACCAAGAUACCAUGAGGCCUUUAGUCCUAGGACAGUGGUCUUAAGGCCUUGGGCCUGCUAGCAACACACACCCAGUUACCCUGCGAAUUGCUCUCAAUGGCUAUAGGUGCGGGUGAGGCCUCCACAUUGGGCUGUAACCUGCUGAUGUUUCCGAGCUCACCUGGUAAGGAUCAGCAACCUCUUUCUUCAUGUCCUUGCCCAACCCUUCCAUUUGGAGACACAUUUCAACCUGUGCCAGUGGUCUCUCUGGGAGAGAACAAGGGAGUAAAAAGCAGGGGAGCCAUCUCUCCUUGCGCAGCCUCUGCUUGGCCUCAGACCCUGAACACUGGCCUUUAUUCACGCCCCCAGUGACUGAUGAUGUGAGCAUCACAGUGGGGUCCUCACAGCUGUGCCUCAGUCAAGGAAAGGCCCUGCCUCUGACUGGGGGACACCCCCAGCCCUCUUCACCGUCCCUACCUCCUCAGGGAAGCAUAAGGGACUUUUCUUCCCAAGGGACACCUAUAGGGACUGCCCAUGCAUCGUGACCUCCCGGGACUCCCAGUGCCUCAUCUGAGACAGGACAAGCCCGCAGAGCGCAGCUUCCUGAGAUGCUAACAUGAGAAGCGAAUGGAAGUUCUGUUGGGUGUGGAAGUGACUUCCAGCUUUAAAUGUGAGUCUGAGUAGCCUGAAUUGUUGUUUUUCAGGCAACAAACUGUACUGAAAGAAUUGUGGUAGUGUUUUUAAAAGUUUAUGAGCAGGGUAUCUAUGUGAUUUAACAUCCAAACAAAGACAUUUUAGAGGGUGGAAAAUGAUGUUACUAGCAGUCAUGCUAAGAUAAAUGGCGUAAUGCAGGACUUGCCAAUCAAUUUCAGAAUUAGGAUCACUGCAUAAAGCAGCAUCUACCUACAGGGGUUUAUAGUCUCCCAGCAUCCCUGGCUCACUGUAUCCACACAGGGAGGUCUUAGGCAUUUUAUGUCCAUAUUAAAGCCCCAUGUCUCCUAUUGUGAGGUGUCUCCUCUUCUAUCCUCGUUCCCCUUCUCGGUUACAUUGUCAUCCAAACUCUGAAAUGGUGACCUGGAGCCAUGGUAUGAGUGAUGUGUUAUAAACCUCUGAAGGCUUAAUCAGAAUACAUCCCACCUUUAUUACAGCUUUAUAAAACCUAUAAGUAAAAUCACUCAUUCCUGUC
Molecule: messenger RNA, 5060 nt
Organism: Choloepus didactylus (southern two-toed sloth)
Lineage: Eukaryota; Metazoa; Chordata; Mammalia; Pilosa; Megalonychidae
Gene: C14H8orf33
Product: chromosome 14 C8orf33 homolog
Exons: 8
Coding region: 1-1098 (365 amino acids)
Source: RefSeq, a predicted model, not a curated record